Molecule: messenger RNA, 1300 nt
Organism: Coniophora puteana RWD-64-598 SS2
Lineage: Eukaryota; Fungi; Basidiomycota; Agaricomycetes; Boletales; Coniophoraceae
Exons: 2
Coding region: 73-1080 (335 amino acids)
Source: RefSeq, a predicted model, not a curated record
CGAAGUUCUAUUUUACUACUCCCAAUCUCUGCUGAGGACGCACCUGAUACCGUAGGCACUGGUGGUUUCUUUAUGACCAAAGGUGGCAGCAGCAACGAGCUCCUCCUCAUCACCACUCGCCAUGUUGCCCUCCCGACGGACAACAGGGACGUCAUGUUUGAACACGAGGACGAGAGCGAGCCUCAUUCCAACAUCCUCCUCCUUGGCGAUGAGGCCUACGACGAUUGCCUCGCGUCUAUCCAGGGUGCGAUUGAAGCACGCGAGAUGAAAGCUGAGCGCUGGGAGCUGCACCUCAAGAUGGCGGAGGGGCGGGGUGACAAGGUGGCUGAUGCAGAGUGCAAGGCGGCUGAGCGCAAGAUAGAGGCGGCGAAGGAGGCGAAGGAGGAACUCUGCACCUUCUACAACGAUGUCGGCAAGCACUGGGCCACCUCCGCUAGCCGUGUCCUGGGGCAUGUAAUCUAUUCCCCUCCCAUGCGCCUGGGUGCCGGCAUCGCAGAUGAAGGGUACACGGAGGACUAUGCUAUCGUCAAGGUCGACACGGACAAGAUUGACAGGACUCAAUUCAAGGGCAACAUGAUCGACCUUGGUACUGACUCGACGAUUGGGGUCUGGGAGUUUACCAAGAAGAUGCGCUCCAACGACGACACCCCCUCCUUUGAGUACCCUUUUGACCGCCUCCUGACGCUCCAGGGCACCAUCUCGGACGAGGAGAUGCGCCAACAGACCCCCGUGGACAAGGACAAGAAAUCAUGCCUGAUGGUGAUCAAGGACGGCAGCGCCACUGGCGUAACCAUCGGUCGUGCCAGCGGCAUCAUGUCCUUCGUUCGGGACGACUCAGAUGGCAGCUGCGGAAUCUCCAAGGAAUGGGCGAUCUUGCCAUACGACGCCGAGUCUGGCGCCUUCUCCGCUAAGGGCGACUCCGGUGCCGUUAUCGUCGACGGCCUUGGACGUAUCGGCGGCCUCCUUACUGGUGGUGCCGGUGACAAGACCCAGGUGGAUAUUACCUAUGCUACGCCGAUCUCCUUCAUCGAAAAGAGCAUCAAAACCAGGUACCCUAAUGCGCACUUCAACCUUGCCUAGGCAUUAUUUGGAUCUAGCCCGCAGGCCAGACAUUAUCGGAUGUCAUUGGUUUUUAGCGAUGACUGUUGAAGUAUGAUGCUGGAUGUUAGCGCUAUAGAGCACUGGAUAGAACUAUUUGUACACUCUUGUCAGGGAAAGUCUUCCUCCUAUAGUGUUGUUGAUUUCUCGUAGUGGUCGUUUUGUAUGAUAUCAGAAAAUGAGGUACCGCAAUGCACUUCCC